AUGAUCAUCAGAGCAGAUAAUGCAAAAUCAUUUGUAAACAAAGACGUCAUAGAUCUGUUACGCCAAUAUAAUAUAAGGCUUCACACGUCCACCCUCUACUACCCGCAGGGAAACGGGCAGGCAGAGGCAAGCAAUAAUACGCUCAUCCGUAUCCUGAGUAGGACAGUGGAAGACCACCAUAAAGAGUGGCAUGAACAGCUCCCACUUGCGGUAUGGGCAUACAGAAUCUCGAAACGAAUCCCCACGGGGGCGUCUCCCUAUCCUCUGGUCUACGGGGAAGAUGCGAUAUUACCAGCAGAGAUUUCCAUUCCAUCCACAAGAGUAGCGAUGGCUAGUCAUACGACACCGGACGAAGUAAGCCGCUUUGCCCAUUUAGAUACAGUAGAAGAAAGGAGAUCACGGGCAGAACGGUUUGCAGAAGCAUAUAGAAAAUGCACACCAAAUUACUAUAACCAGAGCGUAAAGGAAAGAAAAUUCGAAGUGGACGAUUUGUUCCUUAAGAUCGCUCCGCAUAUACAAAGAAACGCUAGUGCAGGGAAAUUUGCCGCAAACUGGGAAGGACCUUUCCAAGUACGGAAGUGUCGGAGAGCGGAUAUUACAAGCUCAAACGUAUGA
Molecule: messenger RNA, 615 nt
Organism: Papaver somniferum (opium poppy)
Lineage: Eukaryota; Viridiplantae; Streptophyta; Magnoliopsida; Ranunculales; Papaveraceae
Exons: 1
Coding region: 1-615 (204 amino acids)
Biological process (GO): DNA integration
Molecular function (GO): nucleic acid binding
Source: RefSeq, a predicted model, not a curated record